GAAAGCAGCAGACACACGUUGCUGGGCCAGUGCCAGGUCGCGCUGCAAGGACAGGCCGUGCCGACCCACCUUUUGCCUGGCGCUAACCAAUUACAGCCAGUUUUGAGAAUUGUUCGUCACCUCUCCGGCCAACUCUGCACAUGCAGGCCAUCGAGCACCAGCCCAUUGCACCGUAGUGAAGCUCCUCUCGCCCUCGCUCCCAUCAGCACACGAUGCUGCAGCCGCGGAUAUGUCGCUUCCAGCCCUCACGCCUGGGCAAAGCGCUCCUGUGCGCCCGUACCUAUGCCCAAGCCCAAGCAAUCGACCUGAGGCCUCCACCAUCAUUGCAGCCAUCCAUAGCCGCUGACGACGCGGCCGUCAAGUCCGAGGGCACGCGAAAAGACAAAUUUAUUCCCCUGCGAACCUACAAGCCUCGAACGCCCGGUCUGCGGCAUCUCAAGCGGCCCGUCAACGACCAUCUGUGGAAGGGACGACCACACCUCAAGCUCACCAUUGAGAGGAAGGGCCAGCACCUGGGAGGGAGAAACAACACAGGCAGGGUCACAGUCCGGCACAGGGGAGGUGGACACAAGAGAAGGAUUCGAAUUGUCGACUACAAGCGCUAUCUGCCCGGCAAGCAUGUGGUGGACAGGAUAGAAUACGACCCGAACCGCAGCUCGCAUCUGGCCCUCGUGACCCGCGUAGAGACGGGCGAGAAAUCGUACAUUAUUGCUGCGGAUGGCAUGCGGGCUGGCGAUGAGGUGGAGAGCUACAGGACUGGUAUUCCGAAAGACUUGAUCGCCAGCAUGGGCGGUGCCAUUGACCCUGGUAUGCUGGCCGCAAAGACGGCAGCGCGAGGAAACUGCCUCCCGAUUCACAUGGUCCCCCUCGGUUCGCAAGUCUUCAAUGUCGGGUCCAAGACACAGGGUGGAGGCGUUUUCUGCCGCAGCGCAGGCACGUACGCAAUCAUUGUCAACAAGGAAGAAGUGGAAAAGGCCAAGGGCACCGAGAUCAAGCACGUUAUCAUUCGAAUGCAGAGCGGCGAGAUCCGUAAGGUCAGCGCAGACGCAUGCUGCACAAUUGGUGUUGCCAGCAACCCUCAGUCACAUUUCAAGUCCCUCGGCAAAGCAGGACGUUCGCGAUGGCUAGGGAAGCGGCCGGAGGUCCGUGGUCUAGCGAUGAACGCAGCUGAUCAUCCUCACGGUGGUGGUCGAGGUAAAUCAAAGGGUAACGUGCACCCUGUCAGUCCAUGGGGCACUCCGGCCAAAGGAGGAUACAAGACGAGGUACAAGAGGAACAAGCACACCUUCCUCGUGCAAGACCGACCACGCAACCAAGGCAAGCGUAGGUCGAAGUAAGUGUAUCUAUAUGUGUUGCGUUUCAAGCUGUACCAUACUUUGCAUACCACAGGAAAGAACAAGUCCGCCAUCGGGCAUACUGUACUAUAUUUGCAUAGCGUCAUGGCUGCAUGCUGCUCCAAAAUCCAUAUUGUACGCAUUUACUAUGCUUGUGGUUCCUUACAUUCCGUGUAGGAAGACAAUUGAUGAGGUCUUGAAAGGGAAUUCUGUGACUACAUAGCCAUGCGUGCUCGCUCCCAUGGCAUAUUUCCGCCUUUUCCCAGAUAUAUACAGUCUACUACAUACUCAUUGCUUCCAAUGUCAUCGUCAUGGG
Cucurbitaria berberidis CBS 394.84 is the source of this 1650-nucleotide messenger RNA. RefSeq names its product 50S ribosomal protein-like protein L2. Gene Ontology annotation, cellular component: ribosome; large ribosomal subunit. The coding region runs from base 213 to 1337 and encodes 374 amino acids. Gene Ontology annotation, molecular function: structural constituent of ribosome; transferase activity; RNA binding. The record is from RefSeq and is a predicted model, not a curated record. The transcript has 2 exons. Gene Ontology annotation, biological process: cytoplasmic translation. NCBI's taxonomy places the organism in Eukaryota, Fungi, Ascomycota, Dothideomycetes, Pleosporales, Cucurbitariaceae.